AGAAAUAGCCAUAUGAAGAGAUGCAGAUGGAGGGGGGGGGCCUGGAAGGGUCCAGAGCUGGAGCUUCUAUCUCCAUAGAGCUGGGGUUACGUCACCCUCUGGGCACACCGAUGAGUUCUUCACCUUCCCGUCAGCCUCCACACCUUCAACUCCCAGAAGCUCCCCGAACCCUGUCCUUUGGGCCUUUUUGGAGAACUUCAUUGGCUUCAUGAGUGAAGCAUGGACAACUGUGAAAAUGUGUUUGGACAAAAACGGUCUGAUCUAAGCCCAGCAAGGCCGGUCCAGAUUCUUCCGGCCUUUGUGCAGCAUUCCUUUCUCCAUGGUAUGCGGCAAGGACCCACUCUGGAAUGAGGAUCCUACAACCCACAUCAGAUUAGAGUCCUGCCUUGGGCAGGUGAAAAGACGACGUCAGAAGGUCGGAAGAGGAGAGGCUGUUAUCUGAGUCCUGAGGCGCCCCAACAUUACAGUGAAAGAUUGUAACCGUGGUCAUGUGAGUUAUGAGCUAGGAACUGUGGACGAAACCAACGUAUAUACUCCAACCUCCCAACGCCUUUCCUUUCACAGCCUCUGCAGCAAACUCUGGUCACUGUCAUUGCUCCUGUGGCCCAGAGGCAUGCCCAGGGUGCCAGUCCGUGCCCACAUGGGAACCUACACCUGCUUGUAAAGCCUUCCCUCCCUCUGAGCAGCAACCAGGACAGUUUGGUGUUCCAAGCAGUGGGCUUCUGUCUGUUUUGACUCAUCACAGGGUGGGGAGAGCAGGCCAGGGACCCGCAGGAGGGCUUAUCCUUGAGAUUGCGUGGGAGACACAACAAGAGGCGAGGGCCCGCGGGCGGGGUGGGGCGGAGCAGGUGAUAUCCAGCCCAGAGCCCCAGCCUCUCCCCACAGUCUCACCAUGACCCGCACCGUGGUGCUCAUCACUGGCUGUUCCUCGGGCAUCGGGCUUCACUUGGCCGUACGACUGGCGUCGGACCCAUCUCAGAGCUUCAAAGUGUAUGCCACCAUGAGGGACCUAAAGACACAGGGCCAGCUUUGGGAGGCAGCCAGGGCCCAGGGGUGCCCUAGGGACUCCCUGGAGACGUUGCAGCUGGACGUAAGAGACUCAAAAUCCGUGGCCGAUGCCCAGGCACGCGUGACCGAGGGCCGUGUGGAUAUACUGGGUGAGCCUCGAGAAACUCUUGGGCUCCUAGGAGCCUUCACCCCGUGUUCAAAUCACCAUGUCCCAAGGCCCAGGGAGCAGGAGGGCACAGGCCGGGCUGAGGGUGAUGCUGAGGCUGCUCGGGCCUCUGUCCCCGCAGUGUGUAACGCGGGCCAGGGCCUGCUGGGGCCGCUGGAGGCGCUGGGGGAGGACGCCGUGGGCUCUGUGCUGGAUGUGAACGUGGCAGGGACGGUGCGGAUGCUGCAGGCCUUCCUGCCAGAGAUGAAGCGGCGCGGUUCGGGGCGCGUGUUGGUGACCGGGAGCAUGGGAGGACUGAUGGGUCUGCCCUUCAAUGACGUUUACUGCGCCAGCAAGUUUGCGCUGGAAGGCUUAUGCGAGAGCCUGGCGGUUCUGCUGCCGCCCUUUGGGGUCCACGUGAGCCUGAUCGAGUGCGGCCCGGUGCACACCCCCUUCAUGCAGAAGGUGUUGGGCGGCCCCGGCGGGAUGCUGGACCGCACGGACAGCCGGACCCGCCUCCUCUUCCACCAAUACCUCCAGCACAACAAAGAGAUCUUCCGCGAGGCCGCGCAGCACCCGGAGGAGGUGGUGGAGGUGAGCGCCGGGCCGGACUCCGGGAGCGGGGACGGUGCGUCCUCCCGUGCGCAGCCGGGGCCAGAGCUCCCUUCCCGCCGCCGCAGGUCUUCCUCACCGCUCUGCGCGCCCCGAAGCCGGCCCUGCGCUACUUCACCACCGAGCGCUUCCUGCCCCUGCAGCAGAUGCGCCUGGAUGACCCCAGCGGCUCCAGUUACGUCGCCGCCAUGCACCGCAAUGUGUUCCCCAAAGAGCCCGCAGAGGCCGAGGCCGGGGCCGGGGCCGGGGCCGGUGGGGUGGGGGACCCUGAGCUCGGUGAUCCUCCGGCCGCCCCGCAGUAGAGGCUCCCUCAGCCGCUGUCUCGCGCCCUCCUUUGUCCCCUGGGUCUGUGUGGUCCCUGGGGAUGUGGCGGCGGUGGCGGCUGUGGAUGGCGAAUUAAGACAGAUCGCCUUAGCCCGGUAUACCUGCGCGACUACGUGCGAUGGCUGUCGCCUGUAAUCACAGCACUUUGGGAGGUGGAGGCAGGAGGAUUGCUUGAGCCCAGGAGUUCGAGACCAGCCUGAGCAACAUAGUGAGCCCCUUCCCCCUGCCACCGCCGGCCAUCUCUACAAAAAUAAAACAUUU
Molecule: messenger RNA, 2350 nt
Organism: Saimiri boliviensis boliviensis (Bolivian squirrel monkey)
Lineage: Eukaryota; Metazoa; Chordata; Mammalia; Primates; Cebidae
Source: RefSeq, a predicted model, not a curated record